Messenger RNA from Oryzias melastigma (Indian medaka), 3121 nucleotides. It is a transcript of the gene alpi.1, whose product is annotated as alkaline phosphatase, intestinal, tandem duplicate 1. The transcript has 11 exons. The record is from RefSeq and is a predicted model, not a curated record. Gene Ontology annotation, molecular function: alkaline phosphatase activity. Bases 668 to 2281 code for a protein of 537 amino acids. NCBI's taxonomy places the organism in Eukaryota, Metazoa, Chordata, Actinopteri, Beloniformes, Adrianichthyidae. Gene Ontology annotation, cellular component: plasma membrane. Gene Ontology annotation, biological process: dephosphorylation.
CUGACUCCACUACCUCAUGGAAGAAAAAAUGCUAACCCUCUUGAAUUUCCCACAAAAUAGCUUGCCAAGAGGACUCGGAGAGAGAAAAAAUAUUGGGGUCUAAAUACAAAAAUUCUAAGAGGGGAGGGGGUUGUGUGAAUGGAAAUAUGACCACUUUCCGGACAUUUAAAGCAGAGACCUACACAAAAAGAAUAGCCAGGACUGUGUUUGCAGUUUAAAGCAUGAGGGCAAGAAAUGGAAAAAUUAUCAAUGUCAAUUUAGGUAGAUAUUUAUCUAUUCCUCUUAGUGAGACUCUUAGAACAUCAGUUCACUGUGUAUCAUGCAGAGAUUGGAGGAAACCCAACAAACCUAUAAACAGCAAGACAACUUUCUGGAAAUCCAUAUGAGUAGAGGGGCUAGGAAGCCACACAUCUGUGCGGUCUCUGCUUCAACCUUUCCUUCUCUUUCCUUUCCCCCUUGCUCUUCCUCCUCCCAAGUUCUCUCCUCUCUUUUGUGGCUUCUAGCCUAUGAGCUGGCUGGGGCCUUUCUUAAUACACACCCCAGCAGGGCUUUAUAAAGACAGGGCUGGAGGUCUCAGCAGCCACACACGCCCCGUGCCUCCUCUUUUAGGUCUGACUGAAGGCUGCCCGUGUCAUCCUCUCCAGGGUCAAGAGGGUGCAGAUUAGAGAUGCUGGUGGCACAUUUUUGGGCCCUCAAUCUUCAGAUUUUCCUCCUGGGCCCUAUCCUAAGGGCUGCAAGUAUGGCAACUAUGGAGGCUCAAGCUCUGCAUGAAAUUGAGAAGGAGCCAGCCUACUGGAAUGCACAAGCAAAGGCAGCCCUGAAUGCUGCUCUCAAGCUCCAUCCUCGACACCACCGGGCUAAAAACCUCAUCCUGUUUCUAGGAGAUGGAAUGGGAGUGAGCACAGUAUCAGCAGCUCGAAUCCUGAGAGGUCAGAUGGAGGGUUGGUCUGGAGAAGAAACAGUGCUGGCAAUGGACACUUUCCCCUAUGUGGCCCUUUCUAAGACCUACAGCGUAGACAAGCAGGUAGCAGACAGUGCCAGCACAGCUACAGCUUAUCACUGUGGGGUAAAGGCCAACGCUAAAACCAUCGGGCUCAAUGCAAAAGCCGUGGUCUACGAGUGCAACACCACUUUUGGCAACGAGGUGCACUCGGUGCUGCGACGUGCAAAAGCACAAGGUAAAUCGGUGGGCAUUGUGACAACCACACGUGUCCAGCAUGCAUCCCCAGCUGGUGCCUAUGCCCACUCUGUCAGCCGCAAGUGGUACAGCGACUCAGAUCUUCCUUCCAGUGCAAUCCAGCAGGGCUGUGUCGACAUCUCCACCCAACUGGUCACCAACGUCGACAUUGAUGUGAUUUUAGGAGGAGGAAGGAUGUACAUGACACCUGAAGGAACUCCCGAUCCCGAAUAUCCUACCUCGUCGUCCCGUAAAGGAGACCGCCUAGACAAAAGAAACCUCAUAAAUGUCUGGUUAAAGGCCAAGCCAAAAAAAAAAUCCCACUACGUCUGGAACAAGAAGGGAUUUGAUGAAAUAAAUGUCAAAACAACAGAUCGGCUUAUGGGUCUUUUUGAACCAAAGGACAUGAAAUUUGAAGUUUUUCGAAAUACCUCAAAUGAUCCAUCAAUUGUGGAAAUGACAGAAAAGGCAAUUCAAAUCCUCAGGAAGAAUCCAAAAGGCUAUUUUCUAUUUGUGGAAGGAGGGAGAAUCGAUCAUGGUCACCAUGACAACACUGCCAAGCUGGCUCUCAGGGAGACGGUGAUGUUUGAUGCAGCCAUUGAGCGAGCUGGACAGCUCACCAGAGAAUCGGACACACUGACAGUGGUGACUGCUGACCACUCUCAUGUCUUCACUUUUGGAGGAAGCACACCACGAGGAAAUCCUAUCUUUGGUUUGGCACCAAAGGACGCCAUGGACAAAAUGCCUUUUACCAGCAUUCUUUAUGCCAACGGCCCCGGAUAUGAGCAUGCCAAUGGAAGCAGAGACAACAUCACAAUGGUGGAUUAUGAAGAUGACGAGUACAGGCAGCAGGCGGCUGUCCCUCUGGAAGCAGAGACACAUGGCGGCGAGGACGUCACCAUCUAUGCCAAAGGCCCAAUGGCUCACCUGUUUCAUGGAGUUAAAGAGCAAAACUAUGUGGCCCAUGUGAUGGCCUAUGCUGCCUGUUUGGAGCCAUACACCAACUGCCCUCCUCACCCCCUCGACCGCUCAUCAGCGGGAGGCAGAAAAAUGCAUGUGGGUCUUAUAUUUAGCAUGUUUGGUCUCCUCCUGCUGCUCAGAUGACCCUAAUGCACAAACACACAACCGAGUCGCUUCGAAAUCAUGGAGCAAAAAAGGGCGUAUACACACUCUGUUCAUGACAACAGGUGGACAAUGUCUGCACAGGCCAGCAAAUCGGAAUGCAGAGACAACCAUACGCUGUAUUUGCUAUGUAUCCCACCAUGCCUGUAAAUGCAAGCUUCAGCAUGCAUGUGUUUAUACCUCACAUAUGUAAAAAGCAAAUACUGAUGAGUGGUACUUGCAGUUAUGCAAAGAUUAAGUUGUUUAUGUGCAAACAGAAGCACCUUUUUAUAUAAAUGGUGUACAUUUUUUACAAAAUUGCACUAACUUGUAAUGCUUUAAUUUAGUUUGUGAUUUAUUUUUUAUUUUGCUGGUUUUCUUUUCAUCUUGAGUUAUAAAAAGGCUCAGCAAGCACUGCUCUUGCAGAGAUGUCAAACAUUUGCCCAGAGGCAAUUUACCAGGUACACAUUAAUCUGACAUUUUGCCCAGAAUAACCUGGGAAGAAAAAAAAAAACUAACUGGCUGAGGCUCAUGCUGUCUUGGACACACAUCAGAACAUGGCUGUUUUUGCACAAGUGGAAAAAACAACUUUGGACUGCAAAAAAAAAAAGACCUGCACUAUUAGCCACCAUGCGGAGAUGCAACUUCUCCAAGCUUUUUCGUGAGCUCAUAGUCGGUCUUUCAGGGUUUUUUUUUUUUUUUAACAAAACUGCUUCUGAAUGUUUUUUCUAUCAAAUGCCUUACAAAAAUAUGUGUAAACCAAUUGAAUUGUAUAUUUUUAAACAGAAUCACGAGUUUAUUUUUUUAUUUUAUAGCAAAAGUAUAAAUAAAAAUCUACUGUUA